AAGCAUUGGCUCUGCGUCGGCUCUUGGGACGCGCCCCUCAUGGUCUCGCGCUGAAGGGCAGCUUCGGCGUAGAGGGGCGCACGCCGUUGGUGAGUCAUGGCCACCAACGGCGAGGAGGAUAGCCCCAAGUGGCUCUACGUGAGGAACCUGCCGGAUGAUGCAAAGAGCUACAUGUGGUUCAAGCAGUUCCACCUCCACGGAGACGUGGUGCGCGCGUCCUUCUUCGGCUGGAAGAAGGGGCAAGAGCGCUGGUGCUUAGCAGAGUGUGGCACGAAGUGGGAGGCCAUCUCUUUGAAGAAGGAGCUGGACGGCAAGGACCUCGGGGCACCGUCGCCUUUGUCCGUCAAGUGCAUCACGAGCAAGGAGAAGGACGAGCUGGUCGCCAAGCAGGGCGAGAAGGGCGAGACCGAGGAUGGAGAGAAGGAGAAGGAGAAGAGCAGAAGUGUGAGCAAGAAGUCCAAGCGCAGCCGCAAGCGCAGCAGCAGCCGCCGCAAGCGAUCACGCAGCGGCAGCAAGAGGAAGCGCAGCCGCUCCCGAAAACGCUCCCGCAGCCGCAGCAAGCGGAAGAAGAGCCGCAGCCGAAGUCGGGGUCGUAGGAGCAAGCGCCGCUCCCGCAGCAAGCGCAAGGACAGCAGUAGCCGGCGCAAGAAGAGUAAGAGCCGGCGCAGGAGGAGAAGCAGCAGCGGCAGCAGGAGCCGCAGCCGGAGUCGCCGCAAGGACAGAAAGAGGAAGAGGAGCAGCAGCAGUCGCAGCAAAAGCAGAAGCAAGAGCCGGCGGCGGCGAGAUAGCAGCGGCCGCAAGAAGAAGGACAAGGAGAAGGAGAAGGAGAAGGAAAAAGAGAAGGAGAAGGAGAAGGAUAAGAAGAGAAAGAAAAAGUCUUCGAGCAGCGAGAGCGACAGCUCGGACGACAAAAAGAAAAAGAAGGAGGAGAGCGAAGAUGAUGAGAAGAAGAGCGCGAAGAGCGACUCUGAUGACGACAAAGAAAAGGAUGACAAGGACGACGACUCGAAGUCCGAUGACGUGGAAGAAGUGAAGCCCGAGGAUGCGGGCAAAAAGCAAGAGGAGGAGGCCCGCAAGAAGGCUGCCAAGGCGGCGGAGGAGGCCAAAGAGGUGGAGGAGGCGGAGAAGCAGGCGGCGAAGGCGGCCCAGGCUGCGCGGGCGGCGGAAGCCAAGGAGGCCGCGAGGCAGGAGAAGCAAAAGGAGCUGAAAAAGGAGGCCGCGAGCGCCGCGAAGGCCGCCGCGGAGGCCUCUGCGGAGGCGGAGGACGCCGCCGUGGCCUGCAAGGCGAAGAAGGAGGAGUCGGAGCAGGCGGAGAAGUCGUCCAGCUCCAAGGCCACCAAGGCCAAGGAGCUAGAAGACAAGGCGCGCGUGAAGGAGGAAGAGGCGAAGAAGGCCGCAAAGGAGGCCGCGGAGGCCAAGUCGGAGGCCGCCAAAGCCCGCGACGCCGCGGAGGUGGCGGACUCCGAGUACCAGGAGGCGCUCUCCAUGCACCGGCUGCGGGUGACCACCGCCAAGCAGGCCCAAGCCACCUCCGACGCGUCGGAGAAGGCGCUGAAAGCCUUCGAGGCGGAGCACGGCCUCGCGAAGGCGGAAGAGAAGGCAGAGAAAAAGAGGAAGGAGCCGGCGAAGUCCGAGAAGGCGGACAAGGAGAAGAAGGAGAAGGAGGAUGCUGAGAAGGAGAAGCAGAAGAAGGCGGUCCUGACGCCGGCCUCGGCUGUACAGGAGGAAGAAGAGGCGAGCGGCGAGACCGACAAGGUCGAGGAGGAGGAUAGUGAAGAGGAAGAGGAGGAGGAGGAAAAGGAGGAGGAGAAGGAAGCAGAGACGAAGGAUGAUGACAAGGACGAGGAUGAGGAGAGCCCCACAGAGAAGGAGGAGGAGGAAGAGGAGGAAAAGAAGAAGAGCAGCAAGAGCUCCAAGGCCUCGGCGAAAAAGGCUGAGGAGGAGGAGGAGGAUGCCAGCGAGGAGGAUGAGGAGGAGGACGAAGAGGAGUCGGACUCCGAGUCCGCCUCGGAGUCCGGGUCCGAGUCCGAGGAGAAGAGCAAGAGCAAGAAGGCAAAAAAGAGCGAUAAGAAGGAGAAGGAAUCCAAAAGUAAAAAGGAGAAGUCCAAGAAGGAGAAGGAGAAGAAGUCGAAGGGCAAGAAGCGAAAAACGAGUGAAAGCGACUCCGAAGAGGAAAGUGACAGUGACGACAGCUAGGCGCUUCGGCACUUGGCGCUCAGUAGCCAGAAAUGAAAAUUUCCGUGCGGCAGUCCACUU
Molecule: messenger RNA, 2256 nt
Organism: Effrenium voratum
Lineage: Eukaryota; Dinophyceae; Suessiales; Symbiodiniaceae
Source: the annotation of a GenBank genome assembly